CACAGUCAUCCCAAUUGUGUUUUCCUGAGUGUUGAGAAACAGAAAUCCUUGGGAUACCGCAUCCAUGACUUACUCCCUUACAAAAGUUACGCUCGAAAGAACCUUGGCUACCUCUAUGCUAUUCAACAUGGCGCCAAAAUCAUCUAUGAAACAGACGACGAUAACUCUCCGACAAGUGGAAAAAUAACUUUUUACCAGGAGGAAACUGGCGAAUUCUUCGUCUACAGAACAGAUUCUGUUGUUGUAAAUCCAUACGAACAUUUUGGACAGAGUACGAUUUGGCCUAGAGGAUAUCCGUUAGAUCACAUUGCUGACCCCCCAUCACGCAAGUUUGUCCAAUGCCUAGGGGCGGACACAUCUAUACAGCAGGGCGUAGUGAAUGGUGACCCGGAUGUAGACGCCAUCUUUCGGUUAACAAGAAAAGACAAAGAUGUGGAUUUGAAAGUUGAGUUUGACGCUGAUGCCUCACCUGUACUUCUUCCUCCAAAAACCAUGGCUCCAUUCAAUUCCCAAAACACACUUUUUAUGAACAAGGGAUUGUGGGGCAUGUUGCUGCCAAUUACAGUAGCGUUUAGAGUCUGCGAUAUCUGGCGUGGUUACUGGGCUCAGCGGUUACUGUGGGAUGUUGGAUCACACCUGUCAUUUUUCCCGCCAAACGCCGUUCAAUUUCGAAACGCACACAACUAUCUUGCAGAUUUCAUUGACGAGAAAAUGCUCUACCACGAUGCUGGGCGAUUAGUUGAGUUUUUGAUCAACUGGAAAUCUAACAAACCAGAUUUCUUUAGCAGAGUCCUGGAUUUAAGUAUAGCGAUGGUUGAGCAAGGCUUCUGGGAAGUCAACGACGCCAUUUUAACAGAGGCGUGGCUAACCGAUUUAGUUAGCAUUGGGUAUAACAUUCCAGCAAUAAAACCUGUGCCGAGGCCAUGUAGAAAUACAAUGGGUAUGGAAACUGAACUAAACUUCAAAGAAAAGCCAUCUGCAUACUUAAGAGCCGGUAAAGAACUGAAACACGUAUUAUCCUUGCCGAAAAAAUCAUGAAAAGAGGCCGAAAUUGAUCCAAAACAAUAUUAUAAAACUCAUCAUCACAUGGAUUAUGCAUAAAUCAUUUUAGGGAUGGAUUUUAUUUCAGUUUCGAAGCAGUCAUGUUAUUUGUUCAUAUUGUAAAUCGAUGGCUUUUUUUAUUUGUAAGUGUAUGUAGUGUUAACAUAGGAAUGUCUCCAGAUUGGUGCAUUGGGGCUUUUAGUCAUGUCCUUCUCCAUACUGCGCCCCAACUAACUGAACACCUGGAAAAGGUUACAAUUUCCUUAUCGCAACAUGGACACGAUAUUCCAAAUUCUUUUCCUUUUGACCCUAUUGUUCAUAGUCACGUGUUGUUUGGAAUUUGAAUUCAUCUGAGGUCAUUACGUACUCAGCGCAUUAAGUAAACAAUUGGCCUUCGUAACGGUUGCUCAAUGUUUUGGGUUCUACAACGCGCUGGCAUCUUGUCUUUUAGUUUGGACUGUGUCAUGUCGUUGUCGCGUUACGUUUUCUACAUAGUAUCAGCCGUGCCUAGUGAUAGCUGUUAUUGCAGUUAUCAGUGGCUUGACACACAAACGAGGCGAAAGGGUCAAUUCUGCAUUGUAUUGGCCUUU
Molecule: messenger RNA, 1631 nt
Organism: Orbicella faveolata
Lineage: Eukaryota; Metazoa; Cnidaria; Anthozoa; Scleractinia; Merulinidae
Source: RefSeq, a predicted model, not a curated record